This is a messenger RNA of Lathyrus oleraceus (garden pea), 1665 nucleotides long. RefSeq lists its product as uncharacterized. The transcript has a single exon. The record is from RefSeq and is a predicted model, not a curated record. Lineage: Eukaryota; Viridiplantae; Streptophyta; Magnoliopsida; Fabales; Fabaceae. The coding region runs from base 1 to 1665 and encodes 554 amino acids.
AUGGUAGAAGGUUGUCCUGGCAGUUUCAGAGUUUACGAUGUAUGUUAUUUAGAAGGAGAUUUGGUCGAGAUGCACCUUAAAUUGGGUGAUCUCAUUUAUAUGAUGCCAUACAACUAUGCUGCUUGCGGACUUUGCCGUACAACUCUCUAUGGUUGCCGUAUUGUAAGGGAAGAUUUGCAAAAAGAAAUAGACAACGGGCUUAUUCGAGUUGAUAGAGAGAGGAACUUCAAUAAAGUCAACAUGGUACAAGCUAAGGGAGCUCCUAUCAACAUGGUUGAAGGAUGUCAGGGUAAUUACCAAAUAUACGAUGUGAUAUUCAUGAGAAGAUCUUUGGUUGAGAUGCACAAGAGUUUGUUUCGGCUCCUUUUUGUUCCACCACGUGAUUAUACCACCUGCGAAUUUUGUUCGAUAAACCCACGUGCAUGUCCCCUUGUACGACAGGAUAUCCAAAGAUUGUUGGACGCGGGAACUAUCACUGUUGUCCAUCCCAGAAAUCUCGAGAAUGAUGCCAAUGUUAUAAUCCCUCAGUCCAAUGUUCCUGAACCCUUGAAGAUUACAUUCGAUGGUCACAACUCUAUAAUUUCACCUUUGGUCAUCUAUUUAUCAGGUCCAACGCCGUACCAAUCUGACAAGUUCGUACCCAACAAGUACCAAGCUACCAUGAUCGAAGAUGGAAAGGAGGUUCCUCUACCUUCUAUGCCUUCUGUCGUUAACAUUAUCGAUGUAAGUGGGGUCACAAGAAGCGAGCGUGUAUUCGCUGCGGUGCCACCAAGAAAUGUUAAAGCUAUAGUUGGGAAGAAAACGCAAGUUGAGGCACCGAUUAUAAACAACGAACCUGAUGUUGUGGAAGAGUCCAGUGGGGCUAAUAUCAACUUAGAAUUCGAUGAGGUUUUGAGAUUGAUCAAGAAGAGUGAAUACAAAGUUGUGGACCAGCUCUUACAAACCCCUUCCAAGAUAUCUGUUUUAUCCCUAUUGAUGAGUUAUGAGGCUCAUAGGGAGGCUCUAAAAAAGGUUAUAGAGCAAGAUUAUGUCGAUCAUGACGUAAUGAUUGAACAAUUUCAUAACAUUGUCGCCAACAUAACUGUCUGCCACAAUUUGAGUUUCAGUCAUGAAGAACUCCCAGCAGAGGGCAAGAAUCACAACAUGGCUCUGCAUAUUUCCAUGAAUUACCUUAAUGAUUUUCUAUCCAAUGUGUUGGUGGACACAUGUUCUUCACUCAAUGUCAUGCCAAAAUCAACUAUGUACAGAUUGGCUUUUCAAGGGGCUCCUAUGAGAUAUAGUGGGGUUAUUAUUAAAGCAUUUGGCGACUCCAAAAACACUGUCAUCGGCGAGGUGGCUCUCCCCAUGACCAUUGGUCCACAUAUCUUUCAAGUCACCUUUCAAGUAAUGGACAUCUAUGUUUCUUACAGUUGUUUGUUGGGUCUCCCAUGGAUCCAUGAGGCAAUGUUUGUCACUUCGACUCUUCACCAGAGGCUCAAGUUCGUAAGGAAUGGGAAAUUGGUCACAGUAUGCGGAGAAGAGGCUUUAGUGGUGAGUCACAUAUCGUUAUUUUAUUUCGUCGAUGCUGAGGAUGAAGUUGGAACCCAAUUUCAUACACUAUCUAUUGCUGACAAAGAUGUACAAGAUAAUGGAGCUUCCAUUCAUUCCUUUAACGAUGCACGAUAG